AUGUCGGUUGCUUGUGAUCUUGAUGAUGAUGUCAAUGAUUGCAGUCAUAGGAGUAAUACAGAGACACAUAAGAGAUCCCAUUCGGCAGUUUGGCCUCAUUUUCAUAGGUUAGAACCUGAUGAGCAUGGUAGACAGAAAGCUAUACGCAAAACAUGUGGUAAGCAGUACUUAGCAAAUAAUGUGAGUGGCACAUCUAAUUUAUUAGGCCAUUUGGCAAGUCAUGCUCAUAAUGAGGAGCAGCCUACUAGAUUAGCCACGGUUGAUCAUGAGAUAUAUCGUGAUAAGGAUAUAGUAACUGGAUGGAAUUCUACCUAUCUGAUGCUUGAGAGGGCCUUACUUUUUAGGCAUGCAUUUUCUCGACUUCAAGAUGUGGAUGAUGAUUACAAGUUGUGUCCUUCGGAAGAGGAAUGGCAUAGGGUCGGAAAGAUAGUAGAGUUUUUGAGGCUUUUCUAUGAUAUGGCAUUAUUGUUCUCGGGAAGUAAAUACCCCACAGCUAAUUUAUACUUUCCCAAUGUUUGGAAGAUUCAAUGUCUCUUAAAUAAGGAAGUCAAUAGUCCAGAUGUUUUGAUUAGUGAAAUGGCUUCUAAUAUGAAGAUCAAAUUUCAAAAGAUGAAAAGGUUCUUAAUAUUAAACAAAAGUUGUUUCAUUUGUUCGAAGAGUACUCUUAAGAACAAUACUGCUAUUACUGCUGCACCAAUGGAGAGUACUUUUAAUAGUGAUGAUGGACAAACUAGAGAUCUUAUGGAUGGUUUUGAUGUGUACCAAUCUCAACAAGGGGCUAAUGGUAACAAAUCUGAGUUGAAGUUGUAUCUUGAGGAGCGACUAGUAGAUCGUAAGCAACAACCAGAUUUGAAUGUUUUGACUUAUUGGAAGGAGAGUAGAAUUAGAUAUCCUGAGCUAUCACUUAUGGCUCGAGAUAUCUUAAGUAUUCAUAUUACCACUGUAGCAUCCGAGUCUGCUUUUAGUCAUGAGAGUGCUGAUAAAGAUUUUGAAGUUGAGCAAGAAGACGAGGAGCAAUAUCUUGGAAUUGAUAUUAGUAGAUUUAUUGCUGAACAAGAUGCAUCUUCAAAUGUUGAUACUUAG
Messenger RNA from Coffea arabica (coffee), 1083 nucleotides. Its product is annotated as zinc finger BED domain-containing protein DAYSLEEPER-like. Gene Ontology annotation, molecular function: protein dimerization activity; DNA binding. Lineage: Eukaryota; Viridiplantae; Streptophyta; Magnoliopsida; Gentianales; Rubiaceae. The record is from RefSeq and is a predicted model, not a curated record.